Lacerta agilis (Sand lizard) is the source of this 2532-nucleotide messenger RNA. It is a transcript of the gene LMBR1L, whose product is annotated as limb development membrane protein 1 like. The transcript has 18 exons. NCBI's taxonomy places the organism in Eukaryota, Metazoa, Chordata, Lepidosauria, Squamata, Lacertidae. Gene Ontology annotation, molecular function: transmembrane signaling receptor activity. Gene Ontology annotation, biological process: receptor-mediated endocytosis; signal transduction. The coding region runs from base 1 to 1788 and encodes 595 amino acids. The record is from RefSeq and is a predicted model, not a curated record.
AUGGACACAGGCGGGGGUGGGCGUGGCUACCUGCAGAAUAAUGGACGCUCCGCUCAGCCUACCAGGUUGAGCCGCGGUCUGCGAAGGGAGCCAAUGAAAACGAGCCCUUCUCCAGCCAAUCGGCGGGUUUCCGUCGAAGGGGAGCUGGUGUCGUCAGGCUACCUCUUUCCUUUGCUCCAAGCGCCUGCGAAGCCGGAGGAGGAAAGCAGACGGAGCUCUCUCUUCUUCAUUGUGGCUCCCACCCUGGGUCGCCUUUGGGAUUCCCGCGCGCUGCUUCCCCCGGCUCCCGCGCCAGCCCUUCUCGCCUUUAGCCAUGCUGACCAGAGCAUGGACUCCGGGGAACGCGAUGUGCUGUCGACGCGGGAGCAGCUCUUCCACGAGCGGGUCCGGGAGUGCCUCAUCUGUGCCCUUCUCUUUGCCAGCCUCUACAUCCUGUGCUACUUCAUCCUAACUCGCUUCAAAAGGCACACUGACUUCACAACAGUUGAUGAAGAUGCUGCUGUCAACAGAAUUGCACUCUGGCUGUGCACCUUCACCUUGGCAGUAUCUCUAGGAGCUGUGCUCCUGCUUCCCUUCUCCAUCAUCAGCAACGAAGUGCUGCUCACCUUCCCGCAAAACUACUACAUCCAGUGGCUCAAUGGGUCCCUCAUCCACGGGCUCUGGAACCUCGUCUUCCUCUUCUCCAACCUCUCCCUCGUCUUCCUCAUGCCCUUCGCCUACUUCUUCACCGAAUCCGAAGGUUUUGCAGGAUCAAAGAAGGGGAUCAUGGCUCGCGUCUAUGAGACAUUUGUGGUGCUCCUGCUGCUGACCCUGUUGGUGCUGGGAAUGGUCUGGGUCGCAUCUGCCAUUCUGGACAACAACGCAGCCAGCAGGGAGAGUCUCUAUGAUCUGUGGGAAUACUACCUCCCCUACCUCUACUCGUGCAUCUCCCUGUUCGGUGUGUUGCUGCUCUUGUUGUGCACCCCCUUUGGCCUGUCACGGAUGUUCACCGUCACAGGGACACUGCUGGUGAAGCCCAGGCUGCUGGAGGAUUUAGACGAGCAACUGAACUGUACAGGAUUUGAGGAAGCUGCCAUUUCGCGUAAGAUCCACUCUGGGAAAACAUCCUGCUGGCUCAACUUUGAUAUGGAAGUGCUGAGGCAACAAUACCUAGCAAUUCACGCACACAGGAUAACUCUGGAAACACGCCGCAAAGCAUCUGCUUGGCAAAGGAACUUGGGAUACCCACUGGCCAUGCUUUCUUUGUUAUCUCUGACGGGCAUCUCUGUUCUGGUUGUCUGUUUUCAUGUCUUGGAGCUGCUGUUGGACGAUGCGGCCAUGCCUCGAGGGAUCCAGGAUGCACCAUUGGGGAAAGUUUCUUUCUCUGUCUUUGGCUCUUUUGGGGCAGCCAUGCAGGUGAUCCUCAUAUUCUACCUAAUGAUUUCCUCCGUGGUGGGAUUCUACAGCUCCCCACUGUUUACCAAACUGCUGCCUGAGCAACACGACACAGCCAUGACCAAGAUAAUCGGAAACUGUGUCUCGUUGUUGGUGUUGAGCUCUGCCCUCCCAGUUUUGUCUCGGACUUUGGGAAUCACGAGGUUUGACCUGCUUGGCGACUUUGGGAGGUUUAACUGGCUAGGAAACUUCUACAUUGUCUUUCUCUACAACAUGCUCUUUGCUGGCCUCACAACUCUUUGCCUGGUGAAAAAAUUCACCUGGGCUGUGCAAGCUGAACUCAUCAGGGCAUUUGGCCUCCACAAGCUGCCUCUACCUGUGACUCGAUCCCAUCAGCCGUGCAAGCUCAGCUAGGAUCAGUGUUUGUGCCUGAACCAAGCCUGGCAAGGCCGCCCACCUUGCCUGUGAGCCACUGCCGGGACAUCCUUACCUUGACGUCGUGAUUGUUGCUUGUCUUCUGAGCCAUCGGACUGCAGCAGACGAGGGCAGGGCAGAGAGCUGCCUUUGCCCUGCCUUCAUUUUGACCAAUGACUUGUCGGAAAGGAGGGAAGGUGGCAUUUUCAGCCUCUCCUCCCUGUUUCCCAGAAGCCCGAGGAGGGCGAUAGACUUGAAUUCUCUUGAGACCUCACCAUCCUCUCUGAGGUCCCUGUUCCUGCCAGCUGAGGGAACAUCUCAGUAGCUCACACUGUGACUUUGGAACUGGGGCAGUGUGAAUUGGUUGUGGAGAAAGAAGCCUUGGGACUGUCUAAGAGAGAGAUCGAUGUAGAAUUGGCCCCGGGGCAUUGUUAGGGAGCAACGCGGGAGAGAGAGACUGUGGGGGAAAGUCCCUUGCCCCCACAGGGGUGCUGCAGAUUCCUGCUCUUGCUCCCUCUCUCCCUUGUUUACAUUUGACAUUGUCUUAAACCUCAUGCCCAUGGUGGCCUCUCACUAGACCGUAGGGCCGAAAACGUUUCCAGUUAGGAAUUCUGAGCCAGUUCUGUGUAGUAGAUCGAACUCCGUUCCAUUGUUUACAUACCUCACUCAAGUGCAAUAUAAGCUGGCGCUAUUGAGCCAUCUAUCCAUGGCUUUCUGUUCAGCAGCCAUCUCUGUGAGAGACUA